This is a messenger RNA of Elephantulus edwardii (Cape elephant shrew), 1650 nucleotides long. RefSeq names its product acyl-CoA binding domain containing 3 (gene ACBD3). NCBI's taxonomy places the organism in Eukaryota, Metazoa, Chordata, Mammalia, Macroscelidea, Macroscelididae. Gene Ontology annotation, cellular component: Golgi membrane. Gene Ontology annotation, molecular function: fatty-acyl-CoA binding. Bases 1 to 1650 code for a protein of 549 amino acids. The record is from RefSeq and is a predicted model, not a curated record. The transcript has 9 exons.
AUGGCGGCGGUGUUGAGCGCGGAGCGGCUCGAGGUGUCGGUGGACGGCCUCACGCUGAGUGAGCGUCCGCUACGCUCCUCUCCGCCGGCCCGUAGCCCGCCCGGGGCCACGGCCCGCAGCAGGGCUCCGCCCUUGGGGUCCCCGAGCCGUGUCACUGCCCGCUCGGCCACCAGGUCACCUCCCGAGCGGCCUGGGACCUUGGCUUGUGUCCCCACAGGCCGCGUCCCGAGGCUGCGCCUUUCUACCCUCCUCUUUCUGCCGGCCUUUCCCUUAGCGUGGACAUCAGCCCUUCCUCCAGGGAAGACGUCCCUCCGCAGGUUCUGCACCGACUCCAUCCAUCCGUCCUGGGAAAAAGAUGGGAAAGCGUUUCAUUCAACUUAUGAAGAAAAACUGAAACUUGUGGCUCUGCAUAAGCAGGUCCUCCUAGGGCCCUACAACCCAGACACUUCCCCUGAGGUUGGAUUCUUUGAUGUCUUGGGGAAUGACAGGAGGAGAGAAUGGGCAGCCUUGGGAAGCAUGUCCAAAGAGGAUGCUAUGGUAGAGUUUGUCAAGCUUCUAAAUAGGUGUUGCCAUCUGUUUUCAACAUAUGUUACAUCCCACAAAAUCGAGAAGGAAGAGCAAGAAAAAAAAAGGAAAGAGGAGGAGGAGCGAAGGAUUCGUGAAGAAGAAGAACGAGAACGUCUGCAGAAGGAGGAAGAGAAGCGUAGGAAAGAAGAGGCAGAAAGGCUUAGGCGAGAGGAAGAGGAGAGACGGCGAAUAGAAGAAGAAAGACUUCGACUGGAACAGCAAAAGCAGCAGAUAAUGGCAGCUCUGAACUCGCAGACAGCGGUACAGUUCCAGCAAUAUGCAGCCCAGCAGUACCCAGGGAACUACGAACAGCAGCAGAUCCUCAUCCGGCAGCUCCAGGAGCAGCACUACCAGCAGUACAUGCAGCAGCUGUACCAGGUCCAGCUUGCCCAGCAGCAGGCAGCACUGCAGAAGCAACAGGAAGUAGCAGUCGCCGGUGCAGCUUUGUCUCCAUCCUCAAAAGCAAAUGCAUCUGUACCAGGCGAUUUGAUGUCAGUUAAUGGACAAACCAAAACACACACUGAGAACUCACAGAAGGAACUGGAACCUGAAGCUGUGGAAGAAGCCCUGGAGAAUGGACCAAAAGACUCUCUUCCAGUAAUAGCAGCACCAUCCAUGUGGACACGACCCCAGAUCAAAGACUUUAAAGAGAAGAUCCGGCAGGAUGCAGAUUCUGUCAUCUCUGUGGGCCGAGGAGAAGUGGUUACUGUUCGUGUACCCACCCACGAGGAAGGAUCGUAUCUCUUUUGGGAGUUUGCUACAGACCAUUAUGACAUUGGAUUUGGGGUGUAUUUUGAAUGGACAGACUCUCCAAACACUGCUGUCAGCGUGCACGUCAGCGAGUCGAGCGACGAUGAGGAGGAGGAGGAAGAAACUAUCAGUAAUGAAGAGAAAGCCAAAAAGAACGCCAGCAAGCCCGUGCUGGAUGAGAUUGUGCCUGUGUACCGACGGGACUGCCACGAGGAGGUAUACGCUGGCAGCCACCAGUACCCGGGCCGAGGGGUAUACCUCCUCAAGUUCGACAACUCCUAUUCACUGUGGAGGUCCAAGUCAGUCUACUACAGAGUCUACUAUACCAGAUAA